AAGGGAUAAUCUUAUCAAAUCAAUUGGGGCCCUCGAAAUCAGGUUUUAUACACACACGAGUAAAAUAGAACAAGGCCGAAAUUGUACCGAUGCUGGGGAAGGAUUCGAUGAGGAUAGCAGCAAUAUCAGAUGUACAAGGGAACUUCGAAGCAAUCCACCAAGUUUAUAAUGAAUCGGUUGAAUAUAUAAUUCAUACUGGUAAUUUUGGAUUUUGGGAUCAAGAGACAAUUGAAGAUUAUAAGGACUUGAAUUACUUAAAGCAGAUUGUGUCGUUUUCUAAGAAAUUAGAUUCCAGGUUAGUGGAAGAAUUGAAUAAUUUAUCAACGAUUAAAUCGAAUGCUAAUAACAAUGAUAAGGAUUAUGAAAUAUUUACGAAUAAAUUACGAAAUAAUCCGAUAAGUGAUAUGGAAUUAUAUUUAAAAGGACACAAAAGUUUGCCAUGUCCAGUCUAUACAACUUUUGGCCCAUUGGAUGAUCCAAAGAUUAUCAAUAAGUUUCAAAUUGGAGAAUAUCAAAUACCUAACUUAUAUAUAAUUGAUCAUUUGAAAAUUCAUGAGAUAAUAAACCCUAAUAAAAAUCAGCCAAGUAUCAAGAUAUACGGAAUUAGUGGGAAUGUUAAAAUACAUAAUCUAUUUGAUCAUGGGAAUCUCAAUUAUGAAUAUUUAAGUGGGAAAGUUGGAGAUUUAUGGAUUACUUUAACGCAGAUCAGCCAAUUAUAUAUGAUGAUCCAGGAAGAAAUGAAUGCUAAAGAGAGCAUUAAUAUAUUUGUAAGUUAUGCUCCCAUAAUUAAGAGUCCAAUUUUGGAACAUUUAGCAAUUAUAACUCACGCAAAUUUUACGAUAAGUCAAGGAUUACAUUUUAGAUAUCCAGUUAUGGGGAAUGGGAUGAGUUUCGUUGAUAGUAUGGGAGGAUCUGCGGGAUAUAUUGAGAAUUAUCGAUCUAAAUUUUCAAGAUUAAGAUUAAUUUUAGGAGAGUUAUGGGUAGUGGUUAAAAAGCAUAUUUUAGAAGUUUUAGAACAAUAUCCCAAAGAAGAAUCAACCAAUUUGAGACAAACGAUUGAGAUUGGAUUAAAAAUAUUCGAUAAAAUUCCCAUCUCGAUUAAUGAGACUAACGAUAAGAUAAUACCAUUAACAUUUGGAGAUGAAGAAGAGGAAGAGGAAGUGGAAGAAAAUUAUGAGAUACAAAAACAAAUAUUGAAAAAAAUCAAUGAUUACUAUUUCAGUGCAUAUUACAAUCUAUGGCAUUUUAAUCUAACCAAUUUAAUAAUGGAAGAAGAAGAAGCAGAAGAAAUAGAAGAAGAAGAAAAAGAAAAAGAGCUUAAUAUGAUGAUUUUCAAACUAACCAAAUAUGGGAAUUUCAAAUUAGAGUACUGUAAAAGUCAAGGAUUCAACUUUAAUUUUAAAAAACCAAGCUCCCCACAGUCAAGAGAACAAAAACCAUCUAUUGAUGCUAUUGAGUAUUCUCCAAAGACUGGAAUUAAAAGAGAAGUAUUCGAAGAUAAUUUGAUUCGUAGUAAACGAUUAUUAGAACGAGGAUCUCGUUCUAAUAGAGCUCGAGGUAAAUUCAAAACUAGAGCAAAGACUAGAUUACAAAAAUGA
Hyphopichia burtonii NRRL Y-1933 is the source of this 1598-nucleotide messenger RNA. RefSeq lists its product as uncharacterized. The record is from RefSeq and is a predicted model, not a curated record. The transcript has a single exon. The coding region runs from base 90 to 1598 and encodes 502 amino acids. Lineage: Eukaryota; Fungi; Ascomycota; Pichiomycetes; Serinales; Debaryomycetaceae.